Molecule: messenger RNA, 1546 nt
Organism: Botrytis cinerea B05.10
Lineage: Eukaryota; Fungi; Ascomycota; Leotiomycetes; Helotiales; Sclerotiniaceae
Exons: 1
Coding region: 242-1351 (369 amino acids)
Biological process (GO): mRNA splicing, via spliceosome
Cellular component (GO): spliceosomal complex
Source: RefSeq, a predicted model, not a curated record
GGUAAUUUAAGCUGAGUCGCAACAUACAUAAAGUUUGUAACACUUCAAUCACAAAAUACAUCUUUCAAUUUUAUCAUUAAAGCGUUCUGAGAGAUUUUUAUUUUUGAGCAAAAUACCAAUUAUUAACUGUUGUCGUCGAAUACUCAGAUUAGGUAGCCGUGCAUAUCUUCUAUUCACGCGUUGCUCGAACCAUCCUUUGGAUUACGCCCAUACGCUCCGAAUCUAUAUCCCGCGAUCGAGAAUGUUGCCAUCGAGCGAUGCGCCCAAAAUUUCCAUGAAGGGUUUCUCCUUGGGCGCAGGGUCUAAAAAUGGUUCGCUGAAAUCCAAUGGUAGGCCGCAGCCCAAGUCGGGGUUAGGAAAGCGGCCUAGAAGCAGUUUUGCGCACGACGACGAAGAUUCAGAUAACUCAGAUAAUGGGACAAGUGCGAGAAGGGUAAAGCAUGAGGCUGUUACGGGGUUUGCAGAUGGAGGCGUUAUCAGAGAGGGAGAUGAGAAGAGAGUGGCUGCGCCACUAGUUAUUCCGAAACAAGAGAAUAAAGAUUGGAAGGGGGAAGCGAGAGAGAGGAAAGGAAGGGGGAGGAAUUUGUUGCCAGAGGAGGAGCAGAGGAGGAGGGCUGGGGAAGAGAACGAAGAAAAGGCAGAUGUUGUGAAAGGGAAUGAUGAGGAGAUAAAAUGGGGAUUGACUGUGAAGACUAAAGUCAAGGAGGAGUUGAUCGAUAGUGAGCGAACCAUUGAACAGACUACACAAGCGGCGAAAGUGGAAGAUAAUCCAAAGAUUAAAACUGAGGACGAGCUGGCAAUCGAGGCAUUGAUGGGGGUCGAGUCGAAACGAAAUGGGCCAGACUUGAUCAUUGCUUCUGUUAAUGAAAACGGAAAUGAUUUGGUCACAGAAGAAGAUGCCUACAAGAGAGCUAUUGCAUCCGCACCAGAUAUUUCGACAUUAGAAGAUUAUGAUGCGGUGCCGGUAGAAGAAUUCGGCGCCGCGCUAUUAAGAGGAAUGGGGUGGGAUGGUAAAGAAAGAAAAGGUGGUGGAAAAGAGGUCAAGAGGAGGCAGAAUUUAUUAGGCUUAGGAGCAAAGGAACUGAAAGAUGCAGAGGAACUAGGGGCCUGGGUUCAGAAGACCGAUGCCAAAAGGUUACGACCUGGGGGUUCGUCUCAUUCACAUCGAGGAAGUGAUAGGGAUAAGAAGAAAAUGGGUGACUACGCCAGGGAGAGAGAUGAGAGAAGUCAUCGUAGAGAUAGAGAUGAGGGUCGUGAUGGGGAAAGGGAAAGGGAAAGAGAUCGCCAUCAUGAUCGUGACAAAUCAUAUAGGAGAGAUAGAGAUGACCACAGGGAGCGCAGGAGUCGGUGAAUCGUUUGGACGUGGUGCACGGAAAAUCGAGUAUUUUCAUAUCACCGAAGCCACAUAAGAAUUGUCUAUAGUAAUCCUGUAAUUCAACAGCCGAGGGUGGCGGAUCAUCUCGGUAACCUGUUUUGACAAUGUUACAUAUUGUUCUCCAUCCAAAGAUGUCAUUCUACAACUUGCUACACCAAUGACCUCUCCACA